This is a messenger RNA of Hypomesus transpacificus, 2899 nucleotides long. It is a transcript of the gene tmc2b, whose product is annotated as transmembrane channel-like 2b. Gene Ontology annotation, biological process: detection of mechanical stimulus involved in sensory perception of sound; vestibular reflex. Bases 17 to 2899 code for a protein of 960 amino acids. The record is from RefSeq and is a predicted model, not a curated record. Gene Ontology annotation, cellular component: plasma membrane. Gene Ontology annotation, molecular function: mechanosensitive monoatomic ion channel activity. The transcript is spliced from 20 exons. NCBI's taxonomy places the organism in Eukaryota, Metazoa, Chordata, Actinopteri, Osmeriformes, Osmeridae.
CCACCACAGAGCAGACAUGCCUCCAAAGAAGAAGAAGAGUGACGUCGCCAUUGACAUAGACGAUGUGGGGAUAGACGUUGAUGCCGAGAUCGACAGCGGGAGCGAGGACGAAGCCAGGCGGAGAGCCAAGAAGAGGGCCAAAGCCCCCCAGCGGAAGCCCAAGCGCGUCGCCAGCGACGACGAGGAGGACGACGAGGACGAGGCCCCGAGGAAGAGAGGCCCGAAGAAGAGAGCCAAGAAGUACAGCGAGGACGAGGACGAGGAGGAGCGGAGCGCCAAGAAGAAAGGGGGGGCGAAGGGCGCCGGGCGGAAGAAGAAGGCGGCCCGGGAGGAGGAAAGCGAGGAGGAGAGCGAGGAGGAGGAGAAAGGGCGGAAGAAGAAAGGCGGGAGGGGAGGGGCGGGCAAGAAGGGCAAGGAGGAGCAGAAGGAGCAGAAGGGAGACUCCAAGGGGAAAGGAGGGAAGGACAAAGGGAAGGACAAAGGGAAGGACAAAGGGAAGGACAAAGGGAAGGACAAAGGGAACGAGAAGGACAAGAAGAAGAAGAACGGCAAGCACAGCAGCUCGGACGAGGACUCGGACGACUCCUCGAUGUCCGAGGGGGAGAUGGAGGCGCUGAAGGAGGAGGUUGAGGAGAAGAAGAAGCUCCUGGUCACCCUGAGGAACAAACCGUGGCGCAUGAAGAGGAGACUCGAGCACCUCAAAGACGCUCAGGCGUUUGUGGAGAAGUUUGAGGGAGCCCUAGGGAAAGGCAAGGGGAGGAAGAUGUACGCCUACAAAGUCAUGAUGGCUAAGAAACUCAUCAAGUUCAAGCGUGACUUUGAAAACUUCAAGACGGCCUGCAUUCCCUGGGAGAUGAAAAUCAAAGAGGUAGAGAGUCAUUUCGGAUCUUCCGUGGCCUCCUACUUCAUCUUCCUGCGCUGGAUGUACGGUUUGAACCUGGUCCUGUUCGGCUUCAUGUUCGGGCUCGUGGUCCUACCAGAGGUGAUGAUGGGCCUUCCGUACGGGACCAUCCCCCGGAAGACCGUCCCAAGAGCGGAGCAGGCUCGAGCCAUGGACUACUCUGUUCUCUUGGAUUUUGGUGGCUACUGCAAGUACUCUAUCCUGUUCUAUGGUUUCUACAACGACGACCGCACCAUCGGCCUGCUGCAGUUCAGGCUUCCCCUGUCCUAUCUGCUAGUGGGCGUCGGCAUCUUUGGAUACAGCCUAAUGGUGGUCAUAAGAACCAUGGCUCGGAACUCGAAUGAAGGAGGGGAUGGGGCGGAGGAGGGGGAGUUUACCUUCGCCUGGAAGAUGUUCACCAGCUGGGAUUACCUCAUCGGCAACUCGGAGACAGCCGACAACAAGUAUGCUUCCAUCACCACCAGCUUCAAGGAGUCCAUCGUGGACGAGCAGGAGAACCAAAAAGACGAGAACAUUCACCUGCGCCGAUUCCUGCGGGUUCUAGCCAACUUCAUGGUUCUGUGCAGUUUGGGGGGAAGCGGGUUUCUCAUCUACUUCGUGGUGAAGAGGUCCCAGGACUUUGGCAACAAGGACCCUGAUGAGCUCACCUGGCUGGAGAAGAACGAGGUGGAGCUUGUGAUGUCCCUCCUGGGUUUGGUGUGCCCCCCCCUGUUUGAAGUCAUCGGCGAGCUGGAGGAAUAUCACCCUCGCAUCGCCCUCAAGUGGCAGCUGGGACGGAUCUUCGCCCUCUUCCUCGGCAACCUCUACACCUUCCUGUUCGCCCUGUUCGACGAGGUCAACGCCAAGCUGGAGAGCGAGAAGGUCAUCAGGAACGAGACCAUCUGGGCGUUGGAGGAGUACAAAGCCAACUACAGCUCCUUCCACAACACCAGCGACAUCCCCCCGUACAACAUCCCCCCUGCCGACGUCAUCAGGGGGCCCUGCUGGGAGACCGCCGUGGGCAUCGAGUUUGUCAAGCUGACCGUGUCAGACAUCCAGGUGACGUAUCUGACCAUCCUGAUCGGAGACUUCCUGAGAGCCGUGAUCGUGCGCUUCCUCAACUACUGCUGGUGCUGGGACCUGGAGGCCGGAUUUCCGUCGUACGGCGAGUUCGACAUCAGCGGCAACGUCCUCGGCCUCAUCUUCAACCAAGGGAUGAUUUGGAUGGGUGCGUUCUACGCUCCGGGCCUGGUGGGGCUGAACGUUCUGCGGCUCCUGAGCUCCAUGUACUACCAGUGCUGGGCAGUGAUGAGCUGCAACGUGCCCCACGCCCGCGUCUUCAAGGCCUCCAAGUCCAACAACUUCUACAUGGGGCUGCUGCUGCUGGUGCUGUUCCUCAGCCUGCUGCCCGUGGUCUACACCAUCAUGACCCUGUCGCCCUCCUUCGACUGCGGGCCCUUCAGUGGGAGGGAGAAGAUGUAUGAUGUCAUCAUGGAGACCAUAGAGAAAGAUCUCCCAGCAUUCAUAGGGAACAUCUUCACCUAUGCUACCAACCCUGGACUCAUCAUACCAGCUGUGCUACUGAUGGUGCUGGCCAUAUACUACCUGAACGCCGUGUCGGAGGGCUACCAGCAAGCCAACAACGACCUGAAGAGGAAGAUGCAGAUGGCGCGGGAUGAGGAGAAGAACAGGAGGAACAACAAGGACAGCACCAACCAGGUGAUGAAGGACCUGGAGGACCUGCUGCCCAACAAGUCCCUGAUCCCGCCCCCCAGCAAGGAGGAGCCCCCCCCACCUGAGAAGAGCAGCAAGUCUCCCAAGGUGUCUGGACGGCCCGGAGCAGCAGCCAAUGGCAAAGGUGUGAAUCUACAGAAGGACGUUUCAUUGGCUGCCCCCAACCCCGGAGCAGCUGUGACCCGCCCCCCCGGACCCAGGGGCGCGUCCCCAGGGCCAGGGCCGAGCCCAGGGCCGGGGCGGGGCAGGGGGAGGGGUAGGGGUGGGCCUGCUCCCCGACGCUAG